CAGCAAGGCAACAGCUUCUUUUAGCCAGGCAACAGCUUCUUUUAAAUGGCCAAAAUAUUAGCGACUAAAUGUAUAGCUUUAACAAAAAAUUAAAUUGAAUUAAAUAAUAAAAAAAAAUUAUGAGCUCUCAUUCUAUCAGUCUGCUCUUGCACUCAGACCUGAUUCUUGAAAUGUGUUUCCAAAGUAGCAGGAUGUAAACAAAUAUCCAAAAUGGAUGCGCCCAUAGGGAAUAACGAAAAUAAUAAUGAGUUAAUAGGUGAAAUAUAUGAUUUAAUCAAAACUAUUAAAGACCCUGAAAAGCCCCAAACAUUAGAAGAAUUAGAAGUAAUUAAUGAAAAUGACAUAUCUGUUAAAAUAUCCGGAAAAUGCCGUGUUGUAAGUAUUGAAUUAACUCCUACAGUGCCGCAUUGUUCGUUGGCUACUGUCAUCGGUUUAUGCGUUAGAAUAAAAUUGGAGAGAUACUGGGGAAAAGAAUUGAAGUUGGAUAUAUACUUAAAAGAAGGUACUCACGCUACAGCACAUGCUGUCAGCAAACAGUUAAAUGAUAAAGAACGAAUUGCUGCUGCAAUGGAGAAUCCAAAUCUGAAGGAAAUGAUAGAAAACUGCAUAAAUGAAGAUGAUAAUUAACUUAUUUGAAUAUGUGCUAUUAUAAGUUUCAGCCCCUUACAAUGUGUAAUGGCAGCUAAAUUUUUCAGAUUUGGCAACUGUGAUAUGAAGUAGAUAUUUACAAGCUUCAAUUAAGCUUUCUAGCUGUAAUUAUAAAAGUUUUAAGAAGAUACUGUAAUUAUUUUAAUUAAACAGUGUAUUUAUCUAUUUGUAGUUUAUUAUGAAAUAUUUGAAUGUUUUUUAUUGUCUUGCCGUUAAUAAAAUUCUCAUAUUCUUA
Messenger RNA from Stegodyphus dumicola, 883 nucleotides. RefSeq names its product cytosolic iron-sulfur assembly component galla-1 (gene galla-1). The record is from RefSeq and is a predicted model, not a curated record. Lineage: Eukaryota; Metazoa; Arthropoda; Arachnida; Araneae; Eresidae.